AUGGAAUCGGGGUCAGAUUUAGUAAUAGGGGGAGAAGGAGGAGGAUUCAUGCCCGCUUCCCUCCCCUCCCCACCUGCAUCUUCCGUGUACUCGACCUCCACCAUUACGCCGAAUCUCCCGCAACAGAGAAAACAAACCCUCAGACCAGGAAGCGCCAAAGAGAUGACAGUCAUCAACUUCGUCGACAGUCACAUACUAGCUAUAAACCGGCGGCACGCGAAGAAAUUUAGCAGCGCGUUCGCCGGGGACGAGAGUGAGACAGAUCGGGGCUAUGAGAAUUUUCGCGAGGUUGUGAAGGAUAUCGAGGCGAUUGUUGACGUGCUUUGGGUUAGCGGAACUCCAUCACUCCAAAUCCCCUACCUCAUCUCCCUAGCAGGUCUACUAAAUACCUACCUCCCGGAUUUCCCCUUCUCCGCACGCGCAACGUUCAAACUUCUCAGGAAAUUUGACACCAUCUUCGCUUCUCUGCUGCUGGGGGAGGACUUGCAAACAGGACACCCGCUACCGGGCUUCGAAGGCAAGCUUGGAGUGGUUUCCGUCACGGAGAAGGUGAGGAUUAAGAGUCUUGCGGAGAGUGCGCGGAUUAUUGUUGUCAGUGCGCAGGGGAAGGAGGACGAGGAGGACGGUGUAGGUAUGGGUAGGGAUUAUGGUGAUGACGAUGAUGACGAUGACGACGGAGGAGGAGAUCGGGAUGGGGACUAUGAGAGUGGUGGAGGGGGAAGGUCGGACCUCGAGGGCUUUGGAGACGAACUUGGGAGGUGGGAGGUGGAGUCAGGGAGGGUAUAUGAGAGGACUAUUCAGAUAUUGGGGGAUGAGUUGGGGAAGCAGGAUAGGUGA
Molecule: messenger RNA, 837 nt
Organism: Blastomyces gilchristii SLH14081
Lineage: Eukaryota; Fungi; Ascomycota; Eurotiomycetes; Onygenales; Ajellomycetaceae
Exons: 2
Coding region: 1-837 (278 amino acids)
Cellular component (GO): transcription factor TFIIH holo complex
Source: RefSeq, a predicted model, not a curated record